AUGACAGAAAAUAAUAAUCAAGAAAUAGAAUGUCAACGUAUUGUUAUCAUUCCAGGUAUGGGAUGUACACCUGUACGAAAAUGUAAUUGGUAUGCAUGGCUUGAAAGAAAACUUUGGAAUGAUUCAUCUGAAAAAUUUACAGUUAUUCUUGAAGAUAUGCCAGAUCCUCAUAAAGCUCGUGAAUCUUAUUGGUUACCAUUUAUUCGAGAUGCACUUAAAAUUGAUGAAAAAACAAUAUUAAUUGGACACAGUUCAGGAUGUGAAGCUAUUAUGAGAUUAUUAGAAAAAGAUAAAGUACGUGGUGUAAUACUUGUAGCAGCUUGUCAUACUGAUUUAGGUGAUGAAGGAGAAAAAGAAAGUGAAUACUACAAUCGACCAUGGGAUUGGGAUACUAUAAAAUCUAAUGCAGAAUGGAUUGUUCAAUUAUAUUCACCUAGUGAUCAUCUUAUUCCAGUAGCUGAAGGACGUUUUGUUGCUGAUAAAUUACAAUCGGAAUAUAUGGAAUUAGAAAAACGUGGUCAUUUUAUGGAACAUCAGUUACCUGAAGUAUUGAAAGUGAUAAAACAAAAAUGUCAUGUUUAA
Messenger RNA from Adineta steineri, 582 nucleotides. The record is from the annotation of a GenBank genome assembly. NCBI's taxonomy places the organism in Eukaryota, Metazoa, Rotifera, Eurotatoria, Adinetida, Adinetidae.